AUGGCUAUCGCGCACGCCCGAGCCCGCUCUCUGUCUGCGGGUCUUUGGCGCUUUGACAGGGAGUUUCAGCCGUCGCCUGCCGAAGAGGAGGACGGCUUUGGCCCCCCAGGGAAAGGCUUGCUUCGUCUCGUCUGGAACGUGUUGCGACGCCGCUCCGUGCAAGUCGUUGGCGUGGCGGUGCUUGCGCUCAGCUUUUUCAGAAACGGGUUGGAGCGGAAAGGCUCUGGUAAAGCCGGUGGCAUCCUGCAUGGCAACGGGGUUCCCAACGCACCCGAACGAUACGUCCGCAGCAAGGAUCCCGCAGUGACCAAGAGCCAGCAAAAAAGCGAGCGGGAGAAGAAACGUCUGGAAAAAGAACCAAAGCAAGAGACGGAGCGGGCGGAGCAGCCGGGACUGCGACGCGGGAAGGAGUCGUCUACACCCUUUCCUUUGGCGGGAAAGCCCGUGCCUCUGCUGGACUCGGAGGCUCCCGUCCCGGCGCCCGAGGGGGUUCAGGAGGAGGGUAGCGGCGCCGUGGGUGCGCCAAGCAGUGAGAAGGACGCGGGGGAGGAGCCGUUGGGGCCUAGGCCGGAUACAGAGAAGGGAUUUGGCGCAGGAAAGGAGCAAGGGUUGGCCAGGAAGGAGGCGCGAGGGGGCCUCUGGGCUCUUUCGGGGUGGGGCGGA
Nannochloropsis gaditana CCMP526 is the source of this 663-nucleotide messenger RNA. RefSeq lists its product as uncharacterized. The transcript has a single exon. The annotation marks the transcript as partial. The record is from RefSeq and is a predicted model, not a curated record.